Messenger RNA from Miscanthus lutarioriparius, 723 nucleotides. The record is from the annotation of a GenBank genome assembly. Lineage: Eukaryota; Viridiplantae; Streptophyta; Magnoliopsida; Poales; Poaceae.
AUGGCGAGCUCUCAGUGCUGCGAUAACCCGCCAGCCCUGAACCCAGCCAGCGGGGAGGGCAAGGUCGUCGACAGCUUCGGCGGGCUCAAGGCCUACGUCGCCGGCCCCGAGGACUCCAAGGCCGCCGUCGUCCUCGUCGCCGAUGUCUUCGGUACUUGCUUCGUUUUCCUCCGAAUCUGCUUCCCCUCGAGAUCUUUCGCUUGGGGGUACUUUGUUGUGGUACCGGAUUUCUUUCAUGGGGAUCCUUAUGUACCUGAGAAUGGGAAGCCCAUCCCUGAGUGGCUAAAGUCACAUACUCCGGAAAAAGGGUUUGAAGAGGCAAAACCAGUUAUUGCGGCUCUAAAGGAGAAGGGAGUGUCUGCUGUUGGAGCUGCAGGGUAUUGCUGGGGUGCAAAGGUUGUUGUGGAGUUGGCAAAAGCUCAUGAGAUCCAAGGUGCUGUACUGUUGCACCCUUCUUUUGUUACCGUUGAUGAUAUCAAAGAGGUCAAAUGCCCAAUUUCUAUACUCGGAGCUGAGAUUGACAAAAUGUCCCCACCAGAGUUAGUCAAGCAAUUCGAGCAGGUCCUUUCUGUGAACUCAGGGGUUGGUCACUUCGUCAAGAUCUUCCCUGGUGUGGCGCAUGGAUGGAGCGUGAGAUACAGCCACGAUGAUGCAGCUGCCGUGAAGAGUGCUGAGGAAGCCUUUGCGGACAUGCUCGACUGGUUCAACAAGAACUUGAAAUGA